CUUGUAGGAAGAAUCGUCAGUCUGAUUCUUGACUCUCUGGAAAUCGCGAGUUAUCGUUAGACUGUUUUUACAUUACGAGUGAUAGUAAUGAUAACGAUAGAGUGUAUUGUGCCCGUUGUGGUGCUACUGCUGGUUAAUGGAUCUCUUGGAUACCCAAGUAUCCUCGAGGGUAUAGCUGACCGACAUCGUCAGCGAGUGGAAAAUCUGGGCUCCCUCCUGGACCCCCUGGGCAUCUUCCACCCGAACAAAGGGGCCGAGGCCUCUGCCAACGCCAAAGCCACCAAUUUCCAUCAUGGCUUCCACCUCGGUCCACUUGGAUUCGAGACAUCACUGAAUCACGCGUCAGCCAAUUCCAAAGCCAAUGCCAACGGGAAUGGUGGUGCCUCAGCUGGUGCUGGAGCUCAGGCAUCAGCAGCUGGCGCCUCUGCCAACGCCAAUGCCCAGGCUCAAGGCUACGGCAACGGCGGAUAUGGAUCUGGUGAAUAUGGACCUGGCGGAUAUGGAUCUGGUGCAUAUGGACCUGGUGGAUAUGGACCUGGUGCAUAUGGACCUGGUGGAUAUGGGAAUGGAGCCUCUGCCAAUGCUGCUGCCAAUGCGAAUGCCAAUGUCAACGUCAAUGGCUUCCCUGGAGGAUUCAAUGGCGGAUCUGUCGGCGGUUUUCCUGGUGUUCCCGCUGGGGGAUUCCCCGGUGGUCAUCAGGGCGGUUAUCUGAAUGGAAAUCACGGUGGACACUAUGGCGGCGGCCACGGCGGCUACUCUGGGGGACCCAGUGAAGCCUCUUCCAGCUCACACGCUGAAUCUGACGCUCAAGGUCACACCCAUACCAACACCAACACGCACACGCAGGGAAAUGCUCAGGCCGGUGCUGACGCGAACGCAAGGGAGGCAGACAAUUACGGAGGAUAUUACAAAGACGGACAAUCGCCGGUUGGAAAGCCUCCGGGACCAGCCGGAUGCACUCGGUGCAGCGGACCGAGUCAGGGUAAUGCUGGUGCGACAGCUAGUGCUGGUAGCACCGCAGAGGGAGGCGGAUCAGCUAAUCCGGUUCUGGUGCCGGUGGUCAUUGUCGAUGGGCCACCAGACCGUUCAUACAGACCACAACGACCAACACCCCCUCCACGUCGUCAUCAUCAUCAUCACCAUCAGCGACCUCACAAGCCCAAACCAUCGCCAGCAUCACCCCAACCACCACCAUCACCAAUAAUACCUCAACCACCACCACCACCUGCGUCCCCUCAACCCAUCUAUCCCCUUCCUCCGAUGCUUGUCCAGCCACAGCAACCGGUGGAGCGUCCAACGCCUCCCGUGACAGCUCCAGGUGGUGGCUACAAUCCCGGAUCUCAUGGCGGUUCUGGAUCCCACGGUGGUCAAGGAGUAGGGACCUACCCGAACAAUCCUUUCUUGAAUGGAGGCAGCGGUUCCAAUGCCAAUGGUGGUGCUAGUGGUGGAUCUUACGGACAACAGGGAGGCGGUCAAGCUGGCGGAAGCUACGGUCCCCUCGGCGGAGGUUCUGGUGCAAAUGCUAAUGCUCAAGCGAGUGCUAACGCAGGAUCAAGCGGUGGAGGAUACGGUGGGUCUCAGGGUGGAAGUGGAUCGAUUGGAGGUGGUCCGAUCGGAGGAGUUAAUGGCGGCUCUUCUGGGAGCAGCCCCGUCUAUCCAGGAUCAGUUGGUGGCGGAUACGGCGGAUCAUCCGGGUCGAAUGUCAAUGCAAACGCUCAGGCCGGGAGUCAAGGACAAGGGGGAUUAGGAGGAUCAGGCUAUCCGGUUUCAGCGGGUAAUGUGGGAUCAACUGGCGGUGGAUAUGGGGGGUCUAGUUCCAGUGCAAACUCUAAUGUUCAGGCUGGAGGUCUUGGGCAAGGUGGCUCUUCCAAUCAGGGCGGUGGCUCCCAAGGAAGCUAUGGUGGUUCCGCAGGGAGCUUAGGAGGCUCCUACAACACACCAGCUCCAGGCGGUAGCUAUGGAGGCUCUUCAGGAGCGACUGCUGGUGCUAACGCUGGAGCGGAUGCUGGUGCUAAUGCUGGAGGUCAUGGUCAAGGUACUUCUGGAGGUUCGCUCAAUCAGGGAAGUGGUUCGUAUGGUGGUUCCCUGCAGGGAAGCUACGGUGGCAGCAACCAAGGAGGUUACGGUGGCUCGGUAGGAAACGUGGGAGGCUCCUACAGCACUCCACUUCCAGGCGGCAGCUAUGGCGGCUCUUCAGAAGCCAACGCUGAUGCCAGUGCCACAGCUGGAGGUUCUGGACAAAGUAGCUCUGGGGGUUCUCUCAAUCAGGGAAGUGGCUCUUACGGUGGCAGCUCCCAAGGAAACUACGGCGGUUCAUCUGGAGGUUCAGCAGUUCCAAGCAAUAGCUAUGGAGGUUCAUCUGGAGGCAACGCUGGUGCCAAUGCUAAUGCCAACGCAAACGCUGGGGGUGUGGGACAAGGAGGAGUAACUAAUCAGGGUUACGGUGGAUCCCAGGGUGGUUCUCAGCCUGGAAGUGGUUCUGGAUAUGGAGGCACUUCUCAAGGAGGUUCUGGAACCGGAGGAAGUUCUCAAGAUCUUCCAAGACCCAUUGGUCCAAGCUAUGGAGACAGCGGCUCAAGUGCUAAUUCUAUCGCAAACGCCAACGCUGGAGGUUCAUCAGGACAAGGAAGUUCAGGAAACUACGGAGGAUCUUCCGGAAAUUAUGGAGGAUCUUCAGGAAACUACGGAGGUUACUCCGGGGAAUAUGGGUCGAACGGUCGAGGUGGUGGCUCUUCGGGAGCUACCGCAACGGCGACCGCCAGCGCUAAAGCCACGGCCAACGCAGUAGCAAAUGCCGACGCCAGUGCCAACGCCGGUUCAGGUUCUGGAAAUAUAGCAUCCAACCACGUCCCCGGAGCUCUGGACUCCUACGGCGCUCCUCUCGCCGGUUACGGCGGCUCAAACACCGUCAAGGCUGGAGCGACGGCUAAUGCCAAUGCCGUUGCAAACGCCAAUGGCGGCGCGGCAAAUGCUAAUGCAAAGGCCGUUGCUAAUGGCUCAUUAGGACACUAUGGAAAUGGCGGCGCUAGUGCAUCAGCCAACGCUAAUGCCAACGCCAAUGGCUCAUUAGGACACUAUGGAAAUGGCGGCGCUAGUGCAUCAGCCAAUGCUAAUGCCAACGCCAAUGGCGGGGGAAAUGCUCGAGCCACUGCCAAUGCCAAUGCCAACGCCUCCGGUGGAUUAGAAUCAAAAAGUUCAGCCUCCGCUGAUGCCACUGCCACCAUCGACACCAGGCAGAUGCUGGUGUUUACUGACUAAUGCUCAUUACAAUGACCUCGCAAUGAUAUGCUUUAUUCCUCUAAUUGUAUAGUAGUAUUUAUAAAUUGAAUCAUUAGGUUUAUUUAUAGAUUAUGAAAACUGUCCGUAAAUUUGUUGGUAUAUUAGUGUACCUGGACGUGUUGUCCAGUGUACGUUCUUGUUUUAUGGUCAAGAGUGUUGAAUAUCGGCGGUGGAAAUAUUCUUAUAUUAUUCAGGUUGUGGUGGUGGCGGUGGUGUUGAAAACUUGUGAAACCUGUUUCACAGGGAAUUACAUUGCUCCGUCGCACCGACCCACCGUCUGCUCACACGGCCAACUCAAUGCCGCAAAUACUCUUUCGUGUGAUGUUCGUCCUUUAUGGAUGAAUACUUUAUUUUUAAUGUACCGAUAUGUUCAAGGUAAUUAAAUGUUAUUAUAUUUCAUACGCAUUCAUUGAAAUUACCGAGUGGCCAAUUAUUAUCUUCCAUCAUUACUUAAAUUACUGGAGAUUCAUCGGUGGGUUCUCCAGUUUUAUUUAUAUGUCAUUGAAUGUAAGGAGGAAAGAAAAAAUAAUGUCAUGUCAUAUGUGAAAUUACGAUCAAUAAAAGUGAGUUCAAUCAAGCAAAA
This is a messenger RNA of Diachasmimorpha longicaudata, 3862 nucleotides long. Its product is annotated as spidroin-1-like. Lineage: Eukaryota; Metazoa; Arthropoda; Insecta; Hymenoptera; Braconidae. The transcript has 4 exons. The coding region runs from base 88 to 3258 and encodes 1056 amino acids. The record is from RefSeq and is a predicted model, not a curated record.